This is a messenger RNA of Parastagonospora nodorum SN15, 642 nucleotides long. RefSeq lists its product as hypothetical. Lineage: Eukaryota; Fungi; Ascomycota; Dothideomycetes; Pleosporales; Phaeosphaeriaceae. Gene Ontology annotation, molecular function: methyltransferase activity. The coding region runs from base 1 to 642 and encodes 213 amino acids. The record is from RefSeq and is a predicted model, not a curated record. The transcript has 2 exons.
AUGGCAUCGAGAUCACUCCUACCUGAAACUGCAAAUUCUCAUCUCGAUGACAGCAUUGCAGCCGACAGUAUCCUCGAAUCUCUAGAGUCCCUGGCGGCAGGAAACAUUCCCAUCUCCCUCCGCAAUGAUGAGAAAAAACGCUUACGCUUUCUCGAAGCUGCUGAAAUGGCUUCUUUGAAGCUAGAGCAAACAUGGGAUACCAUGCAGCGGCUGAUCUUCUGUGCUUUGCCGCUCAACAUGGCGCAGAUGGGUAUUGAUCUGGGGCUGUGGAGACUCCUUUCUGAGCGAGGGGGAACGGCAACGAGCGCUAGUGAACUGGCCGCCGAAUUUGGCGUUGAAAAAGAACUACUCGUACGAGUAAUGCGCUACGCAGCAACGCAGUGGAUGGUGGAGCAGGUCGGGAUCGACACAUACCGGGCUACGAAUAUAGCGCACUACCUGUCAAUGUCAGGACUAGAGUCUGUCAUAUUCCAUGUGACCGAGAGAAAUAUUGCAGUCUACAAUGCGAUACCAAAGUGGAUGGCGGAGAAUGCGUAUAAGCAGCCUCAGGACAACAGAAACCUCCCAUUCCAACUCAGUAUGAACACCAAUCUACACUUUUUUGAUGGCUGGCGCAGCGAGAGCGGCACCAACAAGCCUUGA